Messenger RNA from Eurypyga helias (sunbittern), 529 nucleotides. It is a transcript of the gene AGPAT5, whose product is annotated as 1-acylglycerol-3-phosphate O-acyltransferase 5. Gene Ontology annotation, cellular component: endomembrane system; mitochondrion. The annotation marks the transcript as partial. The transcript has 5 exons. The record is from RefSeq and is a predicted model, not a curated record. NCBI's taxonomy places the organism in Eukaryota, Metazoa, Chordata, Aves, Eurypygiformes, Eurypygidae. Gene Ontology annotation, molecular function: acyltransferase activity.
GUAAUAAUCUACGGAGAUUUGCCAAAAAAUAAAGAAAAUGUAAUAUAUUUAGCAAAUCAUCAGUGUACAGUUGAUUGGAUUAUUGCAGACAUGCUGGCAAUUAGGCAGAAUGCUCUCGGGCACGUCCGGUAUGUCUUGAAAGAUGGGUUAAAAUGGCUUCCGCUGUACGGGUGGUAUUUUUCACAGCAUGGAGGAGUCUAUGUAAAAAGAAGUGCCAAAUUCAAUGAAAAAGAAAUGAGAGAGAAGUUGCGGGCCCAGGUGAAAGCUGAGACUCCGAUGUAUUUAGUGAUUUUUCCAGAGGGGACUCGUUACAAUCCAGAAAUACCAAAAGUCAUUGCAGAUAGUCAGUCAUUUGCUGAGAAGGAAGGGCUUGCUAUAUUAAAGCACGUGCUAACGCCACGCGUGAAGGCAACUCACGUAGCCAUUGACACGAUGAAAGACUAUCUGGAUGCGGUGUACGAUGUGACUGUAGCUUAUGAAGGUACUGUGGACCACAAAGGGCAAAGAAAAUUGGCACCAUCUAUGACAG